GAUAUGUCCUUCUUUAACAUUAGAACCUUCGACUAGUUCUGUGCCAAAAUCAUCAUUUUGCCCUUCUCACAAUGGGCAAUUUCGAAUUUUUUAUGAAGAGAAGUGGCAAAGAUUACGAAAAUGAUAGUAUAAUAAUAAAUCCAAAUGCACAGAAUGAUAAAGGGCGCACUUCUUUACACAUUGAAACCAUUAAAGGAGAUCGUCAGAUGGUUCUAAAAAUGUUAAAGAGUGGUGUUGACAUUAAUAUUCAAGAUGAAGAUGGGAAAACAGCAUUGAUGUUGGCCAUCCAAUGGAGUCAUGAACACGUUGCUAACACUUUACUGGAAGCUCGUCCGAAUAUAAGUAUUUCUGAUAAAGAAAACAUGACAGCUCUUCAUCUUUUGGCAAAGACAAAACUAAUAAUAUUAGCUUUGAAGAUCAUUAAGAUGGGAGCUAAUGUUGAUGCAAUUGAUAACAAAGGCAGAACUCCAUUGAUGCUUGCUUGCCAGUAUAAAAAUUUGGAUAUGGUCUCGUUGCUAUUGGAACAAAAUGCAAAAAUUCAUAUCAAAGAUUCAAUGGGAAGAAGUGCAUACGAGUAUACAAGUGAUCCCGAGAUUAUUUUUUUGAUGAAAGGGAUGGUUAAGCACAGAAAGGGUGCUCGAGAAGGAUCAGAACUCGAAAACGUUAAUUGUGAACUUCAAAAUAUAGACAAAGAUCUAGAAAGUGACGAUACUAUAGCAUACAACAACAUCGUAUCAGAGUCUGAGAAUCAUUCUUACUUACGGCUUCCUCAUCAUACUAACAACGAGUCUCUACAAAGUUCUACUUCAAUGCACAUUUUGGAAGUGAAGCCGAGCAAUGUGUCAGAUAUCAGUGGAAUUUUAGGCAAAUUACAACAAGAAAAUAGCGUAUUAAGAAGAAAAGGAUCAACCACAGCUAGUGAAGAAAAGAAUAACCACAAGAAAAAUGAAAAAUCCACUACGAAACUAUCACAAACAGUUGAAGAGGAUGAAAAUCCAUUGAAAAUUUCAUGGCAUUCUUUAAUUCAAAGCACUGGAGCAUCUAACCGCAUUAAAAACUUUGAUUUGAUCAAUGGAAACUAUUCAUUAAAUACAGAAAAUGAUGAAAUAGCCUUGAAGUCUUCGUGUAAUUCUCUUCCCUUCAAGAAAAAAUAUAGAAAAGUAACAUUUGAUUGGGAAAAACAACAACACGGACCAUUUAAACUAAUAAAUGAUCAUAAAUUUAAAACGGAUUACUCAUAUUCUAAAGGCAAUUUAGAUCUUUCGCCUUUAGAUUUCGAUGAAUCAGAAAUGAUACGAAGCAAUCUGUUCAGCAUAAUGGCACCCCAGUCAGACUUAGAGAAUGAAAAUAGCAAAUUUGAUAAAAUCAUCAAUAGUACUCAAUUAUUUAAAGCUGAUAAUUUAAGAAAAACGAUAAUUAAAGUAGGGGACAACGUCAAGAAAAUGGACAAAGAGUUUAAUGCUCUUCUAAUUUACACAAAGAAACUUUUAGUAGAGAAAAAGAAUUUGAGAAAUAUCAUUGCAGAAAUGAAAACAGAAAGCCAAGAUCUAAAAAAUGAGUUGAAAGAAUUUGUCGAGAAAAAUAAAAUUUAUUAUCUUAGAAGCGAUAUAUCAGAAACUGAAAAUCAAGUGAAAACUCUAAUCGAUGUGCACAAAAAUCUGAUAGAUAAACUUGAGAAUUUGGUAGAGAAAAGUGAAGAAAAAUGCAAAGAAUACUUAGAAAGGAAGAGGUGUUUACUUUCAGAGACUGAAAGAAUAAAAAACGAUAAUGAUACAGUAGAAACAAGCAUCGAAAAACUUAAAAAGUACGUUAAACACCUAAACAACCAAUCAACAGAAAAAUUCAUUGCAAAAACGAAAAAAUUUGAGAAUUUAGAAGCAUUAUCAUCGAAAUUUAAAUACGAUGUGGAGGAAAGAUGCAAAGAAAUUAAAGAAAUACAGCAACAGAUCGAACACCAGAAACAGAUCAUCGAAGAUAUCAGAACGAAAUUAAGAGCAUUUCAUCAACUACUGAAGAAAGUUCAAUCGAAUAUAAAGUUCAUAAAUCAAAAAUCAAACACCUUUAAAGAUAUUUUUCGAGAAAUAAAUGAAGAUUUCAAAAUAGCUAUUAACAAUUUCAAUUGUUUUGAAGAACAAAUGAACGACGGGCAUCGUCUAAAGUUCGAAUUGAAAAAUAAAUUUGAAGAAAUCGAUAAAUUGAUUAAUGUAAUCAACGAGAAGAGAGCAGAAAAUAUAGAAGAAAUAACAAAAUUGGAAAAAAGCAUUCAAUUAGAAUCAGAAAGAAGAAGAAAAGAAUUGUGUGAAGAUUCAAUGAGAUGCAUUAAUCUUUUAUUGAAGGAGCGCAUAACUUGGAGCAAGAAGAGCAGAAGAAUCAUUCAGUUGUUAGAAGAGAUGGAAAAUGAAGAUAUCUAUUCUUUUAAUUUAAAAAAAGAAAUGGAAGAAAAAUAUCCACGUUUAAGAGAGGAGGAAGAAGAAGAAGAAGAAGAAGAUAAUACUGAGGAAAUUUUAAAAAUGACACAUAACUCUAUACACAGCGACGUUAUCACAGGAGGGGUUCUGAGUGUGAUUGGAAGAGGUAGGUAAAAACGAAAAAUCUCGUUUAAUGACAAAAGAAACGUGUACAAACACGACGAAUUUAACCAAUCGGGAUUUCUCUUCGGUUUCAAACGACGAUGAUCAAUCGAAAGGAACGUUUACCAAAUAUUCAAAAAAUAUUGUUGCCAUACGUGACUUUGAUCAUUAAUAAAAUGUAUGAAACAGAAUAUUAUUAAAAUUUUAACAUCAUUAUUGUUACCAUACAAUAAGUUCAUUUUCAAUACGAGGGACUUUCAGGGAAUUUUUCGAAUAUCGAUUUUUUACAUUGUAAAAAGAGCUGGUUCGAAGUAUCAGCAACAUAAUUGAUGCUUCUCAUAGAACAGCAGUUGUGGGUUUGCGCCUCACUAACAGUGGAAUUCACCUUUUCCAGUUGUUCAUUACCUAAAUAUGGGCCAGUUUUCCAUCAUAAAAACCUUUCGAGAAAGCUUUUUAUAUUAUUCUGAAGUGUUAUUCUUCAAUUUGAUUUAUAAUUUAUGUAUAAAACACGAGAUCAAAACUCUAAUCAUUUACAA
Centruroides sculpturatus (bark scorpion) is the source of this 3106-nucleotide messenger RNA. RefSeq names its product uveal autoantigen with coiled-coil domains and ankyrin repeats-like. Gene Ontology annotation, biological process: protein localization to ciliary inversin compartment. The record is from RefSeq and is a predicted model, not a curated record. Bases 72 to 2582 code for a protein of 836 amino acids. Gene Ontology annotation, cellular component: ciliary inversin compartment. The transcript has a single exon. Lineage: Eukaryota; Metazoa; Arthropoda; Arachnida; Scorpiones; Buthidae. Gene Ontology annotation, molecular function: protein binding.